This is a messenger RNA of Lucilia sericata (common green bottle fly), 378 nucleotides long. Its product is annotated as thioredoxin-2-like. NCBI's taxonomy places the organism in Eukaryota, Metazoa, Arthropoda, Insecta, Diptera, Calliphoridae. The record is from RefSeq and is a predicted model, not a curated record. Bases 1 to 378 code for a protein of 125 amino acids. The transcript has a single exon.
AUGUCCUCUCAAAAUCCUAAUACUUCAGCAAAAGAAGAAAAUUCUUUAAUAAAAUGUGUUGUAAGCCGCGAACAUUUUGAGGAACUAUUAAAAUCCAUUAAAGAUAAAUUUAUUAUAGUAGAAUUUUAUGCUGAAUGGUGUGGUCCUUGUAAAAUAUUGGCCGUAAAAUUUCAAGAACUGGCAGAAAAAUAUCAAAACAAGCUGGAGGUUUUAAAAAUCAAUAUUGAAGAUUUGGAAGAAUUGGCCAUUGAAUAUGAAGUCAAUCAAAUGCCAUCUUAUAUGAUUAUGAGAAAUGGUAUGAAGUUGGAACAAUUCUUUGGUAGUAAACCGGAACAGUUGAAUGCUAUGGUGGAGAAAUAUUUGGAAAAGUCAGUGUGA